Messenger RNA from Rhipicephalus sanguineus (brown dog tick), 1005 nucleotides. RefSeq names its product U3 small nucleolar ribonucleoprotein protein IMP4. The transcript has 9 exons. The record is from RefSeq and is a predicted model, not a curated record. Gene Ontology annotation, biological process: rRNA processing. NCBI's taxonomy places the organism in Eukaryota, Metazoa, Arthropoda, Arachnida, Ixodida, Ixodidae. Gene Ontology annotation, molecular function: snoRNA binding; rRNA primary transcript binding. The coding region runs from base 85 to 987 and encodes 300 amino acids. Gene Ontology annotation, cellular component: Mpp10 complex; small-subunit processome; nucleolus.
GUGUAACUAACGCGGUUUCCAUGUGCGUCUUUCGCAGAUUGUACUUCUUGGUAGUGUCAGUAGUGCCGCUUAUUUAACUGCGCUAUGUUGCGGCGGCUUGCUCGCGAAAGGCGAGAAUACUUGUACAGGAAGUCAAUCGAGGACAAAAGGAGAACCAUCGAAGAGAAAAAAGAGCGCCUAAAACAAGCGCUAGAAGAGAACCGUCCGAUUCCCUAUGAAUUACGCGAGGAAGCUCUGAACUUGCAGCGUGCCUUAGACUGGGAUGAUCCUGGAGGGGAAGGAGUGGUGAGUCAUGAAGACGACGAGUACCGCUGGGCAGGAGUGCGUGACCCCAAGAUUGUUGUAACAACUUCUCGGGAUCCAAGUUCCAAGCUAAAGCAGUUUGCCAAGGAAAUUCGGCUAAUCUUUCCCAAUGCUCAGAGGAUGAAUCGUGGUGGCUACGAAAUGAAGCAGCUCAUUGAAGCCUGUCGUGCAAACGAGGUCACAGACUUCAUUGUUGUUCACGAGACUAGAGGCAAUCCAGAUGGCCUGGUGGUCUGCCAUCUUCCAUACGGGCCUACUGCCUACUUCACUAUAUUGAACACAGUCAUGAGGCACGACAUUCCCAACAUUGGCACAAUGUCCGAAGCCUACCCCCAUCUGAUCUUCCACAACUUCAAAACCAGGCUUGGAAAGAGGGUGGUCAACAUCCUCAAAUACCUUUUCCCGGUCCCAAAGGAGGACUCUCACCGUGUCGUCACCUUUGCCAACCAGGAUGACUACAUAUCUUUCAGGCAUCACACUUUCAAGAAAGAAGGAAAGGACUACCAGCUUCAGGAAGUGGGACCAAGGUUUGAACUAAAAUUGUAUGAAAUCAAGUUGGGUACCCUUGACGCCGCUGCCGCAUUGGAUGUUGAAUGGAGCUUGCGGCCAUACAUGAACACUGCCAAGAAACGAAGAUUUCUCAGUGAUGAAGAUGCCUUUGACAAAGAGGGCACUUCGAAAUAAAAAUGCUCAACUAAAUCA